AUGAGCAACUUAUCAAAAUUCGGAUUGAAGCCUUCUAACCCUCCCGGAAUUCUUGGGGAUAGUGCUGCUGACUACAACCUCAGUCAAGCCGUCUUUAUUCCAGCUGGUAAGGGCACUGUGGAAACCUCUGGCCAGGUAGGUUUCGAUGAGGAGGGAAAUAUCCCAUCUGACCUGAAGACUGAGAUCUUCAAUGCUUUCAAAAACGUGGACACUGUUCUCAAGAAUGCCGGCGUCGUGGACGGUUUCAAAUCGGUCUACCAUAUCAACACUUACCACACCAUUUUUACAGAGGAAAGUGCAUCCCAUAUUGCUGCAGCGGUCGAACAUUAUCUUGGUGAUGAAAAACCUACGUGGACCGGUGUGAAGAUUUCAGAGUUGGCCGAAAAGAGUGCCCACCUUGAGAUUGAAGUGAGGGCUGUUGUCAAAUAA
Messenger RNA from Kuraishia capsulata CBS 1993, 429 nucleotides. RefSeq lists its product as uncharacterized. The coding region runs from base 1 to 429 and encodes 142 amino acids. The record is from RefSeq and is a predicted model, not a curated record. The transcript has a single exon. Gene Ontology annotation, molecular function: deaminase activity. Lineage: Eukaryota; Fungi; Ascomycota; Pichiomycetes; Pichiales; Pichiaceae. Gene Ontology annotation, cellular component: cytosol.